CCAACCCUAAAUUUCAAUCCCAGCCCUCUACCCCUCUCGCAAUCCGAAAUGAGUCUGUCCGACCACAAAGACACCGUCCAAAGGCUCUACGUCGAUGAAGAUCUGACUCUCGACGAGCUGAUGGACUUCAUGGAAAGUAAUUUCGGCAUUCUUGCGAGCAAGGACACCUACAAACGCCAUUUCAGGAAAUGGAAACUGCGUAAAAACAACAAUCGCGAUUUCUACAUCUGGGCCAAUCAUCGCCUUGAAAAGCGCAGUCAUGAAAAUCCCAAGAAGAAGACCCAGAUCCUCUUGAACGGAAAAGCGAUCGAUGAGAAAACUAUCCAGAAGAAUAUCCCGCGGCAGGUGUCGACUUAUGAUCAAGCACGCGCAGCAGCUGCAAGUCCAGCAACACCUCAAGGCUACAGCAUCGUAACGCCUGCUGGAUUCGACAUCCUGCACUCCUCAUACAAGGAUGACUUUGAACGAGUUCAGCUACAACUACGGAAUCUACCGCAGGAUAUCUAUGCUGAUACCGUCCGUACUGCGAGGUUCAUCGCAUCGGCAAAAGGCUGCGUCAAUGCGGCAGCAGCCCUGUUUGACAAUGAGCCCAAUGUAGAUUCUCGUGAUUCCAAGGGACAGACAUGCCUUGGGAUAGCGGUGCUUCAUAAUCACCCAGCGAUGGUUUCAUUUCUCAUCGCCCGAGGAGCAAAUAUCAAUAACAGACGCCGCGACGGGCAAACGGUGUGGACCCAGAUUUGUACAUCAAAAGAGCAUGGAGCGGUGUCUCAGACGCUGAUCAAUGUUGAUGCCCAUGUGAAUACCACGGUUAAUUCCGUCAAUGGUCUUUACAUCCCUGCCGCUGGCGGUCAUAUCGAUGACGUCCGUCGUCUGCUUCGACGGGGGAUGAACCGAUCCAGUCAAACACCUUUCUCGUGGGCUCUGCUAGUAACUUUAACAUCCGAGACAGUGCCCAUCUCAAUUGUAUAA
Messenger RNA from Aspergillus piperis CBS 112811, 969 nucleotides. Its product is annotated as ankyrin. The coding region runs from base 49 to 969 and encodes 306 amino acids. The transcript is spliced from 4 exons. Lineage: Eukaryota; Fungi; Ascomycota; Eurotiomycetes; Eurotiales; Aspergillaceae. Gene Ontology annotation, molecular function: protein binding. The record is from RefSeq and is a predicted model, not a curated record.